UCUGGAUCUAAUAAUUGUACAGUGUGGGCUCUACGGGGACGUGGUUUAUGGAUGCUGGGACUAUGAGCAUAAGCGACAAAAGGGGCUACUUAGCAGACCUGGGAGGCAGCUUCACUGAGGAUGCUCCCAGACCUCCAGUCCCAGGGGAAGAAGGCGAGCUGGUGUGCAGUGAUGGACGCCAAAGCAGCAACCUUGGCUUCUCUUCAAAGAGUGAGAGCCUCAAAUGUGAGGCGUCUGUGGCUACACCCAGGCGACCUGACUUGGACCUGGGUUAUGAGCCAGAGGGCAGUGCCUCUCCGACACCGCCCUACCUAAAGUGGGCAGAAUCACUACACUCCCUCCUGGAUGACCAGGAUGGCAUCCAUCUGUUCAGGACGUUCCUCAAGCAGGAGGAGUGUGCAGACAUGUUGGACUUCUGGUUUGCGUGCAGUGGCUUCCGCAAACUUGAAGCCAACGAGGGUAACGAGGAGAAGAAGGUUAAACUUGCAAAAGCUAUCUAUAAGAAAUACAUCUUGGACAACAAUGGAAUUGUUUCCAGACAGAUCAAACCGGCUACCAAGUCCUUCAUCAAAGACUGUGUGAUGAAGCUUCACAUUGAUCCUGCAAUGUUUGACCAGGCUCAGACUGAGAUACAGACUAUGAUGGAGGAAAACACCUACCCUUUAUUCCUUAAGUCUGACAUUUAUUUGGAAUAUACGCGGACAGGAGGAGAGAGCCCUAAGCUGUACAGUGAUCAGAGCUCUGGGAAUGGAAAAGGACUGUCGGGUUAUUUACCGACUUUAAAUGAAGAUGAGGAAUGGAGAUGUGACCAUGAGUCAGAAGAGCAGCCAGAGUGUGACCCCACACCGAGCAACCGGCUUACUCAGAAGCUGCUAAUGGAGACGGCACCACAGCGAGUUGCCAACAGUGCGAGAUUCCAGGACAGUCACGAGUACAGGCAUGCACCAUGUCGGGAGCCCAUCAACCCGUACUACGUCAACACCGGCUAUGCUAUGGCUCCCGCCACCAGCGCCAACGAUAGCGAGCAGCAGAGUAUGUCCAGCGACGCAGACACAAUUUCCCUCACCGACAGCAGUGUAGAUGGGGUACCACCCCACAGAUACCGCAGACAGCAUCGCCGGGAGAUGCACGAAAGUGCCAAAGCAAAUGGGCGAGUGCCACUACCUCAUAUACCACGCACAAACCGGAUUCCAAAGGACAUUCAUGUGGAGCCAGAGAGGUUUGCUGCAGAGCUGAUCAGCAGACUGGAGGGCGUGCUGAGGGAGAGGGAGGCUCAAGAGAAACUAGAGGAGCGACUGAAGAGAGUCCGACUGGAAGAGGAUGGUGAUGAAGUCAUCACGUCCACAGCUGUAUCAUUAGCCGGUCACAGGUUCCCCCCUGGUGCUUAUCCGCAGAAUUACAACUCCCGCUACGCUGACAUCGCCUACAGUGGUAAUUUUCUGAGAGAUGCACACGAGGAGAACCCAGAGAGCAUCCUGGACGACCACGUCCAGCGGGUCAUGAGGACUCCCGGCUGCCAGUCGCCAGGGACGGGGCGCCAUUCUCCCAAGUCGCGCUCACCGGACAGUUUUCCAGGGGGCAAAGGGAUGGGAGUUGGAAUGCCACUGUCGUCAGGCCAGGGUAAACACCCAUCCAGGCAUGGUGUUAAGGGAGAGACCAGCCACCUGUACCACCACAAACAUGCGCAUCACAUCCACCACACAGGCGCUGGGAAGCCCAAAGAGCAGGUGGAGGCCGAGGCAGCCGUACGUGUGCACGGCAGCUUUCCCUGGGGCAUGGAGACGAGUCAUUAUGGAUCAAAGUCUCGCAGCUACGCCGAUGGCAUGGGAUCCAACCCCAUGGAGCAUACAGGCAAAGGUGGCACACAGUGUAAAAGAGUGUACAAGAAAGGUGAGGAUGUGCGGCCGUAUGACAUGCUGGGGCCGGGAGAAGAGAUGGAGAAAAAACAGAAGAUCCUUUUGUGGCUGAUGGAAGGACAGAAAGAAAUGGUUCAACAUAAGAGGAGCCCAUACGGCACCGCUGGGUCAAAGAGGACUACGGGCCAUGAGGGAUCCCGUCUUAGCUCGGUGGAGAGGUCAGGCUCGGCGUACCCGUGCGUCAGCGCCCAACUGCGGAACAACGUGCAGCCGUCUCACCCUUUCAUCCAGGAUCCCACCAUGCCCCCCAACCCAGCUCCCAGCCCCCUCAUCCAACUGGAGGAGGUUUGCCGGCGGCUUGAAGAGGAGAAGAUUAAGUCAGGAACUUUACAGCCCAAGCAGAGACACAAAGCCAGUAAAAAGCAGCCGUGUGAAAACACUGUGGUGGCGUAUUACUUCUGUGAGGAGCAGAUACCGUACAGGACGUCGGUCAAAGGGAGGGUCGUCACUCUGGGCCAGUUCAAAGAGCUGCUAACAAAGAAAGGAAAUUACAGGUAUUAUUUCAAGAAGGUAAGCGACGAGUUCGACUGCGGAGUGGUGUUCGAAGAGGUACGUGACGAUGAUUCUGUCUUGCCCAUCUUCGAGGAGAAGAUUAUUGGGAAAGUGGAAAAAAUUGAUUGAAGUGCACGUGGAAGAGGAAGAGGUUUAAAAGCCAGUGUGUGAAGGACAGAGGAGCGAUUGGAUGGUGAAGAGGAAGUGAUUUACGAUGAAGAACGGAGGAGCAGAGAAGAAGGUGAUAUAAGUAGAAGAGUUGAAGAGCAAAGCGGUGGUCACAGCGGAUGACUUGUG
Molecule: messenger RNA, 2705 nt
Organism: Seriola dumerili (greater amberjack)
Lineage: Eukaryota; Metazoa; Chordata; Actinopteri; Carangiformes; Carangidae
Gene: axin1
Product: axin 1
Exons: 9
Coding region: 48-2537 (829 amino acids)
Biological process (GO): negative regulation of canonical Wnt signaling pathway
Source: RefSeq, a predicted model, not a curated record